AUGGAUAUCACCCAGCAAUUCGUUCUCCUAUUGCUUGGAGCUUUAACCGUCAAAGAGAGCUUCGGCUACAUGAGAGCAUGUUACUACACCAACUGGUCCCAGUUUCUGCCAUCGUCAAGCCGUUUUCUUCCUGGACGCAUCCCUCCACAGCUGUGCACUCACCUGAUUUUCGCCUACGCUGACAUCCGGGCGACCAACAUCACGCCUACAGAGUUCAACGACAUUGAGAUGUACAACCGAAUCAACCGUUUAAAAAGGGACCGGCCAAAUCUCCAGGUGAUCCUAGCAGUGGGCGGCUGGGCCGCUGGCGGGGAACGUUUUAACAGACUGGUGUCGUCAGAGGCGUCCAUGCUCCAGUUUGCCCGGAACCUGGUGGUCUUUCUGAGGAGACACAAUCUGGACGGGGUGAAUAUUGACUGGCAGUACCCGACAUCCAGGCCUAGAGGAAGUGGUCCCGGGGACAGACUCCGCUACACACGUCUGCUACAGUGUACAGGCUGGCAGUGCCUAGACUCCAAACAGAGUUGGGCCCUGGGAUUUAACUCUGCCGAGACACCUUUUCUUUACCAGGGAGUCCUUGACUUUGCGUUCCUCAUGGCGUACGACCUGCACGGGCAAUGGGAGGACCCGUCAUCGGGUGCUCUCCAUCAUGCGCCCCUGGACCCGGAAGUUAGAACGUUUGUCGAAGGCUGGAUAGAGUCGGGUUUUCCGGCCAGAAAGCUAGCUCUGGCUGUAUCUGGGUUUGGCCGAUCGUUCACUUUGACCUCUGAACCUGAGGGCAAUGGCCUUGGGCAGGAAGUGACCGGCGGAGGAGCUCCUGGUCCGUUCUCCCGUGACCAGGGUUUACUUGACUAUGCAGAGGUUUGCCGAAACCUGGAAGAGGGAAACUGGACGAGGGUCUGGCUGCAGAACGAAGGCGUCCCGAUAGCUUUUGGAAACACGUCACGGGGCUGGCAAUGGGUGGGUUACGACGACCCACAGAGUCUUGAACUGAAGGUAAUCUAG
Messenger RNA from Aplysia californica (California sea hare), 1005 nucleotides. Its product is annotated as chitotriosidase-1. The coding region runs from base 1 to 1005 and encodes 334 amino acids. Gene Ontology annotation, biological process: carbohydrate metabolic process; chitin catabolic process. NCBI's taxonomy places the organism in Eukaryota, Metazoa, Mollusca, Gastropoda, Aplysiida, Aplysiidae. The record is from RefSeq and is a predicted model, not a curated record. Gene Ontology annotation, molecular function: chitin binding; chitinase activity. Gene Ontology annotation, cellular component: extracellular region. The transcript is spliced from 7 exons.